CUAAAAUUUCAUUAAAGAAAAUGGCCAAAAUUAUUCAAAAAGAAAGAGCAGUUUUUAUCAAGGAACAGAAAUUAGACCAGAAAGUAGCAGGAGUAGUGAGGAAUAAGCAUGCUGGGUCGAUGCUGCAGAGGACCUGUUCUACACUUGUUUGAAAGUUCGAAGAUAUUUCAAAUAGAGUGAAGGACUUUUUCAAAAGCAGGAAUAGUCAUAUAGCUUGUAAGAAGUUAUUACUCUGGGGGCCAACUAUUAAGAAGAAAGGAACUAUUGAAAAGUUGGUACAACUCCUAUGACUGAAAACAGUCAUGUUUGAAAAGCUAGUCUUACAACAAUCUAUCAAAAAGAAAUCAAUUUUCCCAAAAUAAAAUUGUCAAUAUAUUUCACUCAAUUACUAAUUCUAUCGAAAUCAGCAAUAUGAUAAUCUCUCACAAACCCCUUCUAUCAAUCCUCUCCACCGCAACACACGUCAGACAAAUAAGUUUCCUAAACUGCCACAUCGAAAUCCCUCCAAAAACCCUCAAACCCACCUUCACCUCCACCCUCCACAGCCUCUCCUUCACCAGAUGCACAUUCCAUCACAAAACCACCCCUCAAAACAUAACCUCCCUCACAACCUACCUCUCCACUCCCCUCCUCCUUCCCUCCCUCAGACUCCUCCACCACGUCCAAUCCUUCGGUUCCCACACAACCUUCCAAAUCCCCAGUGGGAUCCCUCUUCAGAGCUCAGGAGCCCGACCGUAGUAUAAUUAAUUUGUAACUCUUAAGCUUGAAGAUUUAAGAAAUUUG
Molecule: messenger RNA, 783 nt
Organism: Moneuplotes crassus
Lineage: Eukaryota; Ciliophora; Spirotrichea; Euplotida; Euplotidae
Source: the annotation of a GenBank genome assembly